Molecule: messenger RNA, 567 nt
Organism: Contarinia nasturtii (swede midge)
Lineage: Eukaryota; Metazoa; Arthropoda; Insecta; Diptera; Cecidomyiidae
Product: ankyrin repeat, SAM and basic leucine zipper domain-containing protein 1-like
Exons: 5
Coding region: 130-552 (140 amino acids)
Biological process (GO): innate immune response
Cellular component (GO): cytoplasm
Molecular function (GO): protein binding
Source: RefSeq, a predicted model, not a curated record
GUAUUUUUACUAUUACAGAAAUUCGAACAAUUUGCACAAUUCAGUAUUUACUCCUCAAUAAAAGUUUUUUCAACUUUAUUUGAAAAUCUGUAUAAAAUAAUUAAUAGUAUUGUGUGUUUUAUUGUGACAAUGAAAGCAAUAUAUUUGUUUAUUUUAUUUAUAUUGUGUUUCGAAGUGCACGCAAUUUCAAAUUUAGACCAACAGCUAAUUAAUGCUGCUAAAAAUGGUUAUACAGAUAGAGUCAAAACUCUAAUCAAAAAUGGUGCUAAUGUGAAUUUUAGAGAUGUUGAAAACGAUACGCCACUUCUUUGGGCUGCUCACAAUGGUCACAUUGAAACGAUUAAAGUGUUAUUAGAAAAUGGUGCAAAUAUAUUCGAUAGAAAUAAAGCAAAUGAAACUUCACAUGAUUUAGCUGUUCGAGAAAGUAAAACAGAAGCAGCUAAUCUUCUAUUGGAAAUGAAGAACUUUAUCGAACAUUCAAAUCAUCACUUAAGUGGAUAUAUUAAUGAAACCAUGAAACGAAUAACAAUAGUGGUAACAAGCCACAGCUAAACCAAAAAAAAUAUA